UGGUGGACUUUAGAAGAGGAAGAAGAAGAACUCUCUCUCUCUCUGUGUCCAGUACUAACCUGUGAAGUUGGUGCCUUGAUGCAGGUACCUCGCAGAUGGAGCUGGAGCGAUGGCGCCACAGCAUUUGACUGUUGCAGGAAGAUAUUUGUCAUGGGAACGAUGUUUGUCCUUCUCCCAGCAGCUUUUCUCCACUUUCGUGGCCUUGACUUCGAGCCAACAGUCAGUCUCAUGCAUAUCAUCUCCAGCAUUCAUUAUCAUUAUGUUCAAGACAUGGAUAACCCACGUGCAGUCACGAGGAGACAUGAGACGUUGAUGGUGCUCGACUACUUUUGGGCCCACCUCGAUGUCUGCUCCUGUUUUGUGUACCUGUCAGGUAUCCAGUCCAGAUACCUAAGGGCAAUGGCUUACAUGAGUUUUGUCUAUGGGCUCAUUGCGCUGUUGACGUCAAAGGAUCGUAAACGGCGGCAGCAGCACCUGGCCGCCCUUGUCUUAGGUGGCGGAUGCUCCUUACUCGUGGGACGCUACCUGCUGACAGGAGAGGCACCCAGGAUCAAAUGGAGUGGGCUUCCUAUCCCUUUCCUUCUGUUUGGAUAUGCUGCUUACAACUUUUUUAUACUUCAAGAGAAGCACCCCAACAUGUAUUGGCUCCACCAUGGCCUCUGGCACAUCACAGGAAACGCCACACUUCUCGCUCUCAUUCAUCUCAAGUACGUCAACGAAUGAAGCUCUGGGGAAAUGCCAAAGUGCUGUCCUAGUAUUCACAUCUUAUGCCAAAGUGCUGUCCUAGUAUUCACAUCUUACAUGUCGCGGGGUGAUGAGCAUCUGAGCGAGGACAAAGCGAUCCUCAGCGGAAAAUAGAAGGCAGGUAGAGAGAGAUAAACAACGACCAUUGGCGAUCCAAUGAAUCACCCUCAGGCAGAAGGAGAUGGGACAUGCUUGUGGGCACCUGUACGACGACAGGUGGGAUACCUCUGGGACAUGUUUGGAACACACCUGUGGGGCGCCUUGAGGACACCUUCGGAACGUACUUGGGACAAUUUUGGGACACACUUAUGGGAUGCCUUUGGGACACACUCGCGACCAAUGUGGGACACAUGUGAAAGGUCCCAGGCGGAUGAUACCUUUGGGACACACAUGUGAGACACUGGGAUUCAUGGGCGGGAACCUGUUGGACAACUGCGGGACAACUGUGGGACAACUAUGGAACAAGUGGGGGCACAACUUUGGGACACUUGUGGGGACCUGGCUUAACACUGCAAAGCGUUGUCAAGGUGACCGUGAAUAGUUCAAAGAGAAGGCAAAUGGAUUGCCGUCAUCACUAGCGGACGAUGCAACCGCUCAGAAAGAUGGGAAAGAGACUCAGCCUGAUGGAGUGAUAAUCGAAACCUGACGGGCAAGGAGCACAGAGAACCGAUUUUACCCCGCCCAGCUAGUAGCUUGUCACCGGGCAGAGCAUGAUGAAGCGGUUGUGUCUGAAGCUCAGCACAUAUGAUCUAACAGGUCAAGUGAAGAGGGCAUGUCAGAAUAGGCCGUCUGUCAAACCAGAGGAAGAGUCGCGGCUUUGCUUUGUUACGUCAGCCCUGGCGUUCUUUUGUUGGUGUACAGAAGAAAUGACCACUAAGAGGGAUCAAUGGGUGGUGCCGUGCCGUUCUUUUGGAGUUGCCGCCGUAUCAACGAUAAAAAAAGGGGGCACAUCAUUCAGCAAGGGUUGGAAUGGGGGUCCGUAAGGAAGGCCAUGGGGGGCUUACAUACAGGGACCCACAGAGAGGAGGAACACAUCCCUCCCCCCCCCUCCCCUCCCUCCCGAACCCAAUCCAAUCCAGCAGUUUAGCAUCCAUAAUCUCAAUUCUGUGGGGAAUGACUUUUCCACAGAUGAAUAAAAGGUAAAGCCCAACUUUUCACAAGAGGGACAGGCGCUUCGCUUCAACUUACACUUUUUCAGUGUUUGUACGUUCUAUGCGCUUCAGUUCUUAAAAAAAGAAAAAAGAAAAAGAGAACUCGAGUUCGAACCAUAGUUUAGUUUUGAAUGAAGUUGCCUUCUUUAGGGUUCAGACUAGGAUUCCAAACUGCUGUGCGCAUUUGACAGGGGGGGGAUCCUUUAGGUUUAAAAAAAAAUGGAGCAUCACUUGUAUUCACAGCGUCGCAUGUGUCUCUGCAACUUCGCAUGAAACUUCUUUGAAACUUCUUUGAAACUUCAUUCUUUGAAACUUCUUCUCUGCAACUUCUUUGCAAAACUUCCCCGCAGCUGCUCUGCAUCUUCGCAUGCAAAAGGACACAUACCCCAGAGUUCAAAGAAAGAGGGGCAACUCCAGACCAUUCUUCUAUACCGUUUAAUUUAACUUAAUUAAUAAUAACUUAAUAAAUUAGUAUCCAUCAG
This is a messenger RNA of Chara braunii, 2377 nucleotides long. Lineage: Eukaryota; Viridiplantae; Streptophyta; Charophyceae; Charales; Characeae. The record is from the annotation of a GenBank genome assembly.